UUUUUUUACAGUUGGGAAGGAUUUAAAAUUAUUUAAAUCUGUGUGGGAGUACGGUUCACGGGGUACUCGGGUUGGAGCCGGAACGUCCCUCUUAGGGAUUGCUUUGUUUAGUUCAUCAUCCUAUAAAUUACUGUGCCUGUCCCCUUAAAACUCCACAACAAUUCUCUCUAUGCCUACUUGUGGGGUUUGGAAAUAAGAAGUUUAGUUUCCUGCUAAGAGUUCAGUUUCCAUGGCGGGGGCAGGAAAAGUAAUGGGUUUAUGUUGGUGGGCUCUCAAAAUUGCUGUUGUUUUGAUGGUGGGUUUGGGAUUGGAGGGCUCACAAUGUGCAGAGUUCAAUGAUUUCUUCUACCCCAGUUGGGCAGAGGAUCAUGUCAUGUAUGAGGGGCAAACGCUCAAGCUUAGGCUUGACAAUACCUCUGGUGCAGGAUUUGCUUCCAAGAGCACAUAUCUAUUUGGGAAGGCAUAUGUGCAGAUCAAACUUGUUCCUGGGGACUCUGCUGGCACUGUCACUGCCUUCUAUAUGUCUUCACAAGGUGACCAGCAUGAUGAGUUUGACUUCGAAUUCUUGGGCAACAAGUCUGGAGAGCCAUACAUCGUGCAGACCAAUGUUUACUCCAAAGGAGUGGGCAACAGAGAACAGAGGCUCUACUUGUGGUUCGACCCAACACAAGAUUUCCAUUCAUAUUCCUUUCUGUGGAAUCGCCACCAAGUUGUGUUCAUGGUGGAUGAUGUGCCAGUGAGAGUAUUCAAGAACAAGGAGAAUGAAACAGGAGUGGCAUAUCCACAGAGGCAGGCAAUGGGGGUAUUUUCUUCCAUAUGGAAUGCAGAUGACUGGGCUACACAGGGGGGACUGGUGAAAACUGAGUGGAGCCAUGCCCCCUUCAUUGCUACUUACAGGAAUUUCAGCAUUGAUGCCUGUGAGUACAGAGGCCCACCCUCCAUAAGUGACUGUUCAACCUCUUCAUCGUUGUGGUGGGACCGGCCUGCUUAUGCUUCUCUGGAUGGGAAACAGAGGGUGAAGCUGAGAUGGGUUCAGAACAAAUACAUGAUUUAUGACUACUGCAGGGAUUCCACUAGGUUCUCCACGCCUCAGCCAGAGUGUGCACAAAGAGUAUAAUUACACCCCUUUUUCUUGUAGAGGGGUAACAUUUUUUUUUGUAUAAAAGGGUUUCUCUGCCUCUCGCUCCACAGGCGUUGAAAUCUUUCCUGAUAUAUGUUUUCCUUCUGCAAAAUUUUGUUCUGAUAUGAUUCUGAUUCUACCAUGGAGCAUUUUGUUUAAUUCCAACUAAAUUUAAACAAAGGGACCAGACAGGAAUGAAUAGAAUCAAUACUUUCAGUC
Messenger RNA from Cryptomeria japonica (Japanese cedar), 1339 nucleotides. Its product is annotated as xyloglucan endotransglucosylase/hydrolase protein 9. Gene Ontology annotation, biological process: xyloglucan metabolic process; cell wall biogenesis. The record is from RefSeq and is a predicted model, not a curated record. Gene Ontology annotation, cellular component: cell wall; apoplast. Gene Ontology annotation, molecular function: hydrolase activity, hydrolyzing O-glycosyl compounds; xyloglucan:xyloglucosyl transferase activity. Bases 230 to 1117 code for a protein of 295 amino acids. The transcript has 4 exons. NCBI's taxonomy places the organism in Eukaryota, Viridiplantae, Streptophyta, Pinopsida, Cupressales, Cupressaceae.